This is a messenger RNA of Akanthomyces muscarius, 828 nucleotides long. RefSeq lists its product as uncharacterized. The transcript has a single exon. The record is from RefSeq and is a predicted model, not a curated record. Gene Ontology annotation, molecular function: protein binding. The coding region runs from base 1 to 828 and encodes 275 amino acids. NCBI's taxonomy places the organism in Eukaryota, Fungi, Ascomycota, Sordariomycetes, Hypocreales, Cordycipitaceae.
AUGGUGUACGCUAGAGAUCGCCUGCCAGAGAAGCUAGUCGCAGAGAUCGACGGCGGCAAUCUCGAGGGCGUCGAGGCAAUCUACGAUUUAGAACAGGGUAGGUCCAAGCAAUCGGCCUUGCUUGAAGGUAUCGCCGAGCGGGCCGUAGAAAAGUCGCAGCUGGAAAUAAUCGACUGGGUUUUUGGCAGCAAAGGCUACCGCGUUACCCCCGACUCGCUGAACAACGAGGUCUACCAUCAGGCCUGCUUCGCACACUCCCUCGACGUGUGGAAGGCGCUGGUCAGGAACGGCUUCGACCUCAACGUCCACCACAGUGAGUUCGUCGGCGACGCGCUGAGCCUGGAGGCGUACCACGGCAACGUCGACAUCGUCGGGUUCGUCUUGGAGAACGGACAGGACCCCAACAAGGCGUGGGGCUACGACGACCAGGAGCCUGCCCUCCUGGCCAUGACGGGCGCGAAGCCCUCGCUCGAGAUCAUCCGCUUGAUGCUCCGGCAUGGGUGGAGGCAGCAGCAGAGCACCGCGCUCAUUGCGGCCGCCGAACGAGGCAACUUGGACGCGCUGCGGUUGUUGGUGGAGCACGGCGCCGACCUCGAGCACGUCGAGGCGUGGUGGUUCACUCACACCGACGUCGAGGACGACGAGUGGGGAACGGCCCUGUACCGCGCCGCCUUCAGGGGCCAGGCCGAGCCCGUCGCGUAUCUGUUGGACAGGGGCGCCAGCACCGCCUUCAAGGACAAGAAGGGGCGUUCUGCCCUGUGGGCGGCGAAGCAGGGAGGCAACGAAAAGGUCGUUGAGCUGCUAAGGGGGGCUAGGCUUGAGGCAUAA